This is a messenger RNA of Pseudoliparis swirei, 2578 nucleotides long. RefSeq lists its product as uncharacterized. The transcript has 6 exons. NCBI's taxonomy places the organism in Eukaryota, Metazoa, Chordata, Actinopteri, Perciformes, Liparidae. Gene Ontology annotation, cellular component: cytoplasm. The record is from RefSeq and is a predicted model, not a curated record. Bases 78 to 1781 code for a protein of 567 amino acids.
UUUCGCUUCCUCGUCCAGUUCUUUGAGCGACACUUCCUCGUUUCGUGCUGCGGGCCUGAAGUGACGGCGUGACGGCCAUGAAGGACGGCAGCAGCGCGGAAGAGCCGGCGAAGGUUUCCCGACGGGAGCUUUACGGAGAUUAUGUGAACUACUUCCUUCAGCCGGGAGCAGAGGUUCGGCCGUGCUGCGACCCAUCGGUGCUGAAGAAGACGGCUCGGUAUCUGCGGAGCGAGCCGGAGCCCGCGGAGACGUUCACCGUGUUCCCGUUCUACCGGGCUGUGCGGCGGGACUGCGCGUCACCGGGCGCACACGGAAGGAAACACCUGACGGCGUUCAUUAAAGCCACCGAGCUGCUGGAGACGAUCUGCGUCAACCUGUUCCUCCAACCCUGGAAGAAAGAGAUCAAGACACUGAAGACGUUUACAGGUCCAUUUGUUUACGGCCUCCUGCCGGUUUUCAGCAGUUCUACCAUUCAGUCCGUCCUGGGCUCUAUUGGCUACCUGCCCCACACUGACACUCCACACAGUGAAUACAGACUCCGUGAUGAUGUGAACCCCGACAGCGCCAUGCUGCUGGGCUUUGAACUGCUGCUGGCCAGGGUGACAUGUGACCACCUGCUGGAGAUUCUGGAGAAGGAUCAGCUGGAUCUGCCGGAAUUUCUGGAGGUUCUCCAGAGGAGAAUGGACCCGGCACAACUGGAUGAACCUCCGGGGAAGAUAACGAUGGGGCAAAAAGAAGAGGAGAACAAGAAGAUGGAAGAGGCGCAUAGAAAAGAGGUGCCUCUGAUUCUGGACUCCAUGCUUGCAGUGAAACCCCAGCCCAAGCCUCGACGCUGCCACCACACAGGCGUGGACCAGUCCAUCAUGGAGAUGCAGAUGAUCUACCCUGACCUUGCCUUCAGGGGCCGUCCUCUGCGACCGGGCAAACCUCAACGAGCAAACGGCAGCAGUAAAGAUGUUCACGCUCCCAACACCAAUGAUAACAGUGGUGACGGUAAAGCUGCCGAGGUCCCCAAAGUCGCCGCCGCAACUAGACGCAGUAGAAAUGAUGGCAGCAAAGCUGAUGACGUUGGUGACGAUUGCAGAGGCAGUGGUUGUAGUGACAGGAACCGUGGCGGCGGGCCCGCAGCAGGAGACGCCAUUAGCGGCCACGUCGGUACCACUGAUGGAAGCGCAGGUGACGGUGGGCUCAGGGGUCCUCAGGCCCUUUCCCUACACAUCACACUGAGAGCUGCAUCCAUAGCAGAGCAGAGCCUGAAACCUGGAGAGGCUCCGCCCACAGCAGCGCCUCCUGCACAUGCACAGCAGCCGACAAUAGCAGACUUUCAAAACAAGAGAGCGACCAUCCCAACGCAUCCCUCUCUGAGCUCCAUGGACGAGGCGCAGGAGCUGAGAGAGCUGGCAGAGCGCAUGGGCCAGCUCCGUGUGCAAGACGCCAACGAAGACGUGAAGAGCAAAGAAGAAAACAAGAGGGAGGAGGCCACCACAAAUCAAGGGAGGAGUCAGACAGAGGGACCGGCCGAGGAGGAGAACCUCGGUGAGCCAGCAUUGAGCCACGCUGCCGGUAGAGGCUCCAGAUCCUCUCAGUCUGAUCCUGCAGUGACGGAAGAGCAGAGGCGGCAGGCUCGGCGUCACCACUCGACACCGGCAGGUUUCCUGAGCUGUAAAGGAGGAGAUGGUACAGAACCGCUCGGAGUCGAGGGCCCUGUGAGAGCAGAACCAGGCAGAGAUGAGGAGCAGCUGACGAAGAGCUUCGUUAUGGUCGAGCGUCACGAUAAAUAACGUGCGCUCGAGGCUAAUUUACAUAUACAUGUAUUGUUUCUGAAGACAGAGGAUCAGCUGAUCACAUCUGGAUCCGCUUUAAGUCGGCUUUAACAGCUGGAGAGACUUUUGAUCACUGUACUAAUACUAUUAGAGACAGUUAUCAUUACUGUGAUAAUAAAGACAGUUAUGUGUAGAUGGAAAUUAUCAAUAACACAAAACGACUGAGCAAGCCAAAACAAGCCGUUAUCAGUCUGUAUGCCAAGAUUCACCAGUGCAUUAGUAUAUAUUUAAAAGAGCAGAACAUUAUUGUAAUACUCAGUCCAAAUUGUUUUCUAUUAAAUUCCAAUAUUAAUAUUUGAUUGCAUGUGCAAGAGUCAGCAGUGACAGCUAUGCAUUAAUUCACAACUCAGAUUAACCAUCUUGCUAUCAAUUAACCGUUAUGCUAUCAUAAAUCAAAUGCUGAAAUUGAGGGCGAAUUAGAACCCUCAUAGUCCUCAUGAAGCAGAUUACGGGAGGUUUUUUUCUAUAUAUAUAUAUAAUUUAACUGUAGAUGUAUAAUUAGUCAUGAAAAUAUACUGUUAUAAAAAAUUAUUAAUAUUUGAAAUAAAGUGUUAUGAGACUCAAGACCUCUAAAGAAAGAAGCCCUGAAUUCAAAGCUGAGUUUAAAUCUCAUGUACAACUUUUUACAGUUUACAAAGUCUUAAUUUACUUACUUCAUAAUUCUAAAAUGUUUUUUUCACAAUCAUUUUGGGAUAAAUUGACCAAAACGUCUUGGAAUUACUUUGUUUUAAAAAUUAAAAAUAAUUAUGAUUUUC